Pecten maximus is the source of this 2098-nucleotide messenger RNA. Its product is annotated as mucin-22-like. The record is from RefSeq and is a predicted model, not a curated record. Lineage: Eukaryota; Metazoa; Mollusca; Bivalvia; Pectinida; Pectinidae. Bases 1 to 1740 code for a protein of 579 amino acids. The transcript is spliced from 6 exons.
AUGUCUAGUGAGUCUGUGGUGGGACAGGAGACGAUGUCUAGUGAGUCUGUGGUAGGACAGGAGACGAUAUCUGGUGAAUCUGUAGUGGGACAGGAGACGAUGUCUGGUGAGCAUGUGGAGGGACAGGAGACGAUGUCUGAUCCGACUACGACAUCCGGAUUGGACGCAGUUGAUGGCGACAUCACGCAUUCUACACAUUUCACCGAAUCAGAAACUGCAGUUUUCACUGUGUCCUCACCAGAACGUGAUGUAUUUUCUACUCUCGACCAACGACAGAACUCUGCGACACGGUCGGUGUUUAUUUCCUCCAUCAAAAGUCACAUUACCAGUCUGUCCAAGGCAGUGUCUUUUACGGUGUACAAGCAUGCAAAACGAGUUUGGGGACACCUGAUGGAUGUGGUCGUGUUGGUGACGUUAUGGACGUUUCUCAUGCGAGAGGGAUUGUCUCUCUUCACAAAUUUGGUGAUAAGUCCAGGAAAACUGAACUGGACAGCUGCCAAAGAAUAUUGUAAUGACAUGAAUGGCGGCCUUCUUGUUCUUGAUAGUCAGGAAAAGUGGGAUUACUUUACGGCUCAGGACCAAUACCAGGAACAUCGUCUGAACAAAGGGUUGUACUGGAUAGGCAUGAGAUUCAAUGACACUUUCGCGUGCGAAGGAGGAAGUUCAAGGUCAUGGGUCUAUAGUGGAUGGGCAUUUUCUCGCACCACGAAAACUUCAAUUCAGGCUACGACAUCCCGAUUGGAAGCAGCUGAUGACGUAUUCACGCAUUCAUCUAAACAUUUCAACAGAGCAGAAAUUGCUGUGUCCACAGAAAGUUCUACAGCAUCCUCACCAAAAAGUGAUGGUGUAUCUUCGACUGUUUUCUCUACGACUCCAACGACAGAAGGAGAAAGUAAGACUACAUUUGAACCGACGACAUCUGAUCCGACGACAUCUGAUCUGACGACAUCUGAUCUGACGACAUUUGAACCGACGACAUCUGAUAUGACAUCUGAUCUGACGACAUAUGAUACGAUGACAUCUAAUCCGACGACAUAUGAUACGACAACAUCUGAUCUGAAGACAUCUGAUCUGACGACAUUUGAUCCGACGACAUCUGAUCUGACGACAUUUGAUCCGACGACAUCUAAUCAGGCGACAUCCGAUCUGACGACAUCUGGUCCCACGACAUCUGAUUUGACGACCUUUGAUCCGACAACAUCUGUUCUGACGACAUACGAUCUGACGACAUUUGAACCGACGACAUUUGAACCGACGACAUUCGAACCGACGACAUUUGAACCGACGACAUCUGAUCCGACGACAUCUGAUUCGACGACAUCUGAUCCGACCACAUCUGAUCCGACCACAUCUGAUCCGACGACAUAUGAUCUGACGACAUCUGAUCAGACGACAUCAGUUUCAACAUCUAUUACGUCUCUGGUCACUUCUGACGUAGAAAAUGACACAUGCAUCAAAUGUUGUCUCCUAAAAAAACAGACAAAACUUGCUAGAUAUAAACUUGAUGAGAUGAUGCGUGUGUUAAGGAUUCAGUUGGAAGUAAACAAAACCAUGUUGUCCUCCCAGAAACGGAAGCUCGUCAGCGUGUAUGACUCCCGGCCCAGUAGUGUGGCUAUGGGAGGUGUGGCCUGUAUCAUCCUGGCUGCGGUUGUCGGAGUGAUCGUUAUACCUGACGGUGUCAGUCUUGUUAGGCUAGUGUACAAACAGUUCAAACCACAAAAGGAUACAUCAGUCAUAUAGUUUUAAAGAUAUGCAUGCAAAUCUUGAUUUUUCGUUCAUGUUCUGUUAUUUUUUCUUUAUGGUAUUUGUAUACUCCAUUGUAUUUGAAUAUAUUGAACCGCGGUAAUUUGUUACAUCUUAAGUAAGGAUUUCAAGUCGAGUCAAAACAAAAUACAAAAUGCAAAAAAGAAGCAACAGCAACUAUUAACUACUUUAGGAUGUAAAGAUGCGGGAAAAAAGGAAUAAAUAAAUAGAAUUCCCAUUUACUAUAAGAUGUCAAUACUAACAUAUUUUGUGACGUCAUCGACUGAUUUACAGAGUUAUCAAAUAACUUUGCAAGGAUUGAUUAUGAUUAAGACAAUAAAGAGAUAAGACGUUA